AUGUCUUCAGCUUUGAGAUUUGCACAGAAACUUCUGCGCCGGGCGCCAUCUCGAGCGAGACAAAAUCUGGAGCGACUUGCCGGACCUCAUGUACUCGAUAGUUCAUUGAAAUACGAGGAGGAGAAGCUAAGGUGGUACACCCCAGAAAAAUUCUAUCCGGUGUCAGAGGCGAACUCACGUCAAGCAGCAAGGGAAUGGGAAGUUUACAGGCCUAUAAAUACAAUCACCACAUCACAUGCGGGAUCUAAAUGUGUGCGAAUGCUGUUAGAUUCGUUUGAUAUUACCACAGCUACGGGUAGUCAUAUAUGCAUGGUACAUAAACCUCUCGGUUUACGAAUAUCUGACUUCCAAGCACUCAUUCCGGGAGGGAAGCUCCCACAAGAUAUUUUGAAGCUCACACUGAAACAUGUGCUUCUUGCGCUGGAGUUUCUUCAUUCAGAAUGCCAUUUAGCACACACUGAUAUCCAAGCCAAGAACAUUCUCAUGGGCAUCGAUGAUGAGAACGUACUCACGGAGUUUGAAGAGGCGGAAGUCCGGGAUCCAAGUCCUUGCAAGGUCGAUGGAGAUCGCGUUAUCUAUACCUCUCGCCAAAUGCGCGUAAGGGGAAGUGCUGGUCGUCCAGUACUAUGCGACUUUGGCGAGGCUCGAAUUGGCGAUGGACAUUUCACCGAGGAUAUCCAACCAUUUCUGUACCGCGCACCAGAGGUUAUAUUGCGAAAGCCAUGGAAUAAAAAGGUGGAUAUUUGGAAUCUAGGAGUAUUGAUCUGGGACCUUUGUCAGAACAAACACCUAUUCGAUGCUCGAGAUGCCAAUAAUGAAACUACGAACACAGUGCACCUCGCCGAAAUGAUUGCUCUGCUUGGGAGCCCACCAAACUCAUUCCUGGAGGGAAGCCCAAUUGUCGGGGAUUAUUUCGACAAGAGUGGGUGCUGGAUUGGGGAUGUGAGAAUACCAUCUAACUCGCUCGAGGAAUUUGAGGAGAACCUGAAGGGGAAGGAGAAAGCUCUCUUUCUUCAAUUUAUGCGCAAGAUGUUACGAUGGGUUCCUGAAGAACGAAUGUCGGCAUUUGAUCUUCUAGAUGAUCCGUGGUUGAACUCCUAGCUUGUCACAAGCUAGUUUCGAGGGAU
Messenger RNA from Mollisia scopiformis, 1127 nucleotides. Its product is annotated as putative CDK4/6. Gene Ontology annotation, biological process: spliceosomal complex assembly; regulation of mRNA processing; protein phosphorylation. Gene Ontology annotation, molecular function: protein kinase activity; ATP binding. Lineage: Eukaryota; Fungi; Ascomycota; Leotiomycetes; Helotiales; Mollisiaceae. Bases 1 to 1101 code for a protein of 366 amino acids. The record is from RefSeq and is a predicted model, not a curated record. The transcript has 5 exons.